Plasmodium vivax (malaria parasite P. vivax) is the source of this 5814-nucleotide messenger RNA. RefSeq lists its product as hypothetical. Bases 1 to 5814 code for a protein of 1937 amino acids. The record is from RefSeq and is a predicted model, not a curated record. NCBI's taxonomy places the organism in Eukaryota, Apicomplexa, Aconoidasida, Haemosporida, Plasmodiidae. Gene Ontology annotation, cellular component: condensin complex; condensed chromosome. The transcript has a single exon. Gene Ontology annotation, biological process: mitotic chromosome condensation.
AUGAAGGCGCACAGGGUGAAAAAGGCGGGCGAGGCCGCCAAGGCGAAGGGAAGCGCAAAAGGAAACGCAGUCAAGGCGAAGGGAAACGCUGUCAAGGCGAAGGGCCACGCCGGGGAGGGGGGGUCCAGCUUGGUGAAUCUGAAAAUAAAGAACGAAAACAUCCACGUAAAAAAUAUCGUGCGGACGAUACACUACGUGUAUAACAAUAGGUACGACAGCGAGACGGGCUUCUCCUACAUAAAAGACAUCCUGAAGAACAUCAUCAAGGGCAAUGUAUACGACGUGGAGCACAAGCGGUACGUGAACGAGCACUGCAUUUAUGAGCUGUGCGCGAGGAUAGCCCUAAACAUGGUGAGGAGCAAUGCUAAGGAUGAAAAUUUCAACAAGAUGAUGGACUUCCUGUUUGACAUUUUGUACUAUUGCGAUGUGUUGCUCAGCGAGAGGGCGAGUCGCCGGGGGGGGAGGAGCGCCUCGGCAGGGGUCAGCAGUGUUAGCGGCGUUAGCGGCGUUGGCGGUACUGGCAGCACUGGCAGCACUACCGGUGGGGGGGAGGCAGGGCAGGAGUACGAGCUGAUCGCCAAGCUCUGGAACCGCCUGCUGGACAACAUAUUCAUCAAAGACCGGAAGCAGCGAAUCAACUUGUGCAGAAUCGUAAAGGCGUUGGUGAAGAAGGCCUGCGCCUUGCAGAUAGAUGUAUCGAACAAGCUGUGCAAGAAGCAUGUGAAUAUUUUUUUGUCCCUUCUGAAUGACAAGGACCAUAACAUCCGGAUUCUGUGUCUGAACAUUUUAGAACCCUUUCAGGACUUCAACACCACGGCUAGCUACCUGCGCUGUCUUGAUGAUUCCCACAACGCAGUCAGAAUACACGCCAUUAAAAAUAUAGCCAUCUACGCAGAUGAGGCAAAUGGGGGGACAAACGGUAGGAACAAUUACGACCACUUGAUCAUUCUGAAGAGCUUCCUCGUAAGAAUAAAUGAUACAAACCCUAAUGUCAGAAUAAGUGUGUAUGAAAAAUUAAAGAGCCAUUAUUUCUUCAUCCCAUCGGAUAUGAAAUUUGAGUUGCUCCUAUGUGGACUGAACGACAAGGACAACUCCGUAAGGCAGAGUUGCUACGGCAUGGUCAUUCACUGGGUGCAGCAUUUCGAUGAUAAGUUGGAAAAUCUACUCCUCCACUUGAUCAAUAGCGACAUUGAUAAUGACCUCAUUGUGGAGCAGAUUUGCAAAAUUCACCUGAACAGUGUUAGGAACGGCGUGAUUCGGAGUGGCAGCAUUGAAUUGGGCAGCACGCAGGGGAGGUCAUCCGAUGUCAACGCUACAGAGGAAGCAACGGAACGGCUAAGCAGCAGCUGUAGGAACGAGUUGCGCGGCGAAGACAAAGGGAGGAAGUCCCACAGUGGUGAUGGCACCCCGCACAACGGGGAUGCGAAUAGCCCCUACGGAGAGGCCUGGUACUCCCACUGCAUAAACAACCUGUUCCUGCUAAACGCAGCAGAAUUAUACAUGCUUCGAGUGUACGUACAGCACUUUUGCGAUGAACAGGAGAAGGAAAAAAUCGACGCGCUGAAGGUCAUCAACGCUGUGUACUACUACAUGCACCUCAGCCGCUUCAAUGAGAGGGUCUACUACAACAGGAAGAACUACAUUAACUGCGUCGAAAAUAAUGAGAGUGACCAGGCGGAUAAUCUGCACCUGUUCUGCACCUGUGGGAAGGGCAAGACGGAUGUUAAGCAGCUCGAGGAGGAUAGGAAGAGGCGCUUCAUGGAGACCUCCCUUUUCGACGACGAGUUUUGCGACAAGUGCAUGUACUACCGGGCUGUGCAGAACAGCACUGAGGGGGUGAAUGGCCAAGCGGAUGGCACUGAGGGGGUGAAUAGGCAAGCGGAUGGCACUGAGGGGGUGAAUAGGCAAGCGGAUGGCACUGAGGGGGUGAAUAGGCAAGCGGAUGGCACUGAGGGGGUGAAUAGGCAAGCGGAUGGCACUGAGGGGGUGAAUAGCCAUGCGGAUGGCGCUUCGGCUAACCAUGCGGAUGGCAAUUCGGCUAGCCAUGCGGACGGCACUUCGGUUAACCAGGAAAAUGGGGGAGGGGCGAACGACCCCGGCGAGCACGUCCUCAUCAACGAAGACAACAUCAACGAAAAUUACAACUACAUUUGCAACAUGAAGAACCUGCUGCUGAUUUGCAAAUAUUUGGACAUCAUCGAGACGUACCAGGUGGAGAAAAUCCUCCAGUGCUGCUCCACCGUCCUGCUGCGAGGCCCCCUGCGAGAGGUCAUCAUCAAAUGUAUGCUCAACAACACGGGGGUUAAUUACUACAAACUGCAGAAGGGGCACAUCACGUGUGCCUACUGGCUGAGCAGCAGCUAUGUGUAUGCUUGUCUGGAGCUGCUCCGGCAGAUGGUCUACAUUAAGAAUAAAAACUGCCAUGUGAAUGACGUGGAAAUUAGCCUGACCAAUCAGAUACUCGGCAUCAUCUCGGAGAUUAAGGAGCCGUUCGAAAACCCGGAGAGCGAGAGCCCCUUCGCGGUGGACCCCGUCAACUUUGCAGAGGAGGGGAAGCGGCAAGGGGAGACGCGGUUGGAGGGGUCGACAUUGGCAUCGACGCGAUUGGAGGGGUCCCCCCGAAAUGGGUCGGAGAGUUCCCCUAAACUGGCUGCGAAAGAGCAGGGGGCGAAGCAGACGGAGGGGAACCCCCUGGGGGCCCUCUUCAGCACCAUCCUGAACGUGGAGAACGACAGCAUCUUUGAGAUCAUCCGGAAGAAGAAGCUAAACACGCUGUCGAUCGAGCACCUGCUGAUCCUCUGCAGGAAGAUGCAGCACAAGCUGGACGUGACGGAGGCGAAGAUAAAGGACUUGACCGAAAUGGAUCGGGAGCGGUCCGCCGAAGAGGUGGGCUCCCCCAAGGGAGACGACCAAAAGGAGAGAAGCAGCCAUUCCCUCUUCGCCUUCCACGACCAGAUAAGACUACACACACAGAUAUUUCUAAAGCAGAUAACCAUGUUGAGUUUGCUUCGACUGGAAUUGAAGAGGCGUUGGUUGAGGAUUCUUUUCAUAUUGGAAUGCUUCCUAUGCAAGAGUAAAUCCCACUGCUCAUUCGAUUCGGCUCUCCGAGAGUUCCCAAACGAGCUGCUACUCCCUGCGUUGAACUUCUGCUGCUCCAUCAUGCCGGAGUGGGAUGACAAAGAAAUAGAGGACCAAUUCUAUGACAUAAUCGUUUCCAAGUGUCUGGGCAACUGGUGCAUGUACAUAUGUAAGGACGAUGAAUUGAAGAAGCAGAUUUAUGCCUACAAAACGGCCAUCGUAGAUACGUGUGACGUUUUGAACAACUGCCUGCUCAGCAUUGAGAGCAUUCACGAGAAGGUGUGCCCCAGUGUGUACCAGAAGGCCAACAUCGAUUUGAUGGCGCAUGCGGAAAGGGGGGUAAAUAAAAGCGGAGCAGUGGGAAAUGCCGGGCAGGCGACUUCCCAGGAGGAGGAAGCCAACCAGAGAACAGCCAAUGAUGAGGAUGGGAGCAGCCAACUCAUCUUCUACGAGUACAACCCGCCAAAUGAGUCCCUCCUGAACUACUUUGCGACGAACCAGAAUGCCUGGUAUGAGUAUAAGGAGCUGCUGGAAAAGCUAGAAAUUAACUCUCUGCGAUGCGAAAUAUACAUCUGCGUUUUGGGGGACCUGCUCAUGACGCACCCAAAUCUGAACAAUGACGAAAUGAUCAUCGACGCGAUAGAAAACAUUUGGAGCUACCUGAGUGGCACCGUCAACACGAGCAAGUACAUUCAGUCCAUCUGUCUGAGGGUCUUCUGCAAAUUGUUGCUAACGGAAUAUCUGGGGAACCACAUUUACAGAUUAUCAAAUGAGGAAAUGCAUAAGAUGGUGAGCAGGUCCUCCACCAAGUUGAGAGCGCUCUUCGAAAUGUGCUUUCUCAUCUCCCCUUCUACCUACAACUGUGUGCAAGAUUUCAAAAAAAUUAGCACCUUUAAUAUAACAAAUAUAAAUGCGCAUGACAAACUGUUCCUGUUUUCUGUGUUUUCUAUGUACCCAUCCAUGAGUGAGACCAACCUGCUGGUCUUCCACUUCACCUUCGAGGAGGUGCUUUUAAAAACGUGCGAUGGGGUCUUGAAGCAUAAGUUGAAAACCAUCAACUACACCAACAUCCUCACCUUCAUCAUCUUCACCAUCCUGCACAAGGCCAAUAUACACUUCCUCGUGGCGCACUUCCCCAAGUAUAUCAAAUCGCUUCUCCUCGUCAUCAUUGAGAAGGGCGUCGCUUUGACUAGCCGCUCCAACAUCGUCGAGCUGGUGUACAAAAUUAUCCAAAUUUACCUCUUCCACGAUUUGGGCCGAGUCCGCGGGGGAGAAGCGGCCGAGACCGGGACAGACGCCGCUUCCCCCGCGGAUGGGGAAAGCGCCAACACAGGCGGGGCGCUCGAACCCAGGGAAGGCAAAAAACGGGGCAGGAAAAAAAAAAACGCAGCCCCGCUUGAAGAAUCAAACGAGAAAAAAGAAGCAGACAAGAGGGAACCCACUCUAAAGACGCAUACCAAUUUCGAAGUAGAAAUGGAACAAGCAGGAAGAGCAGCACAGGAGGAAAAGUCCCAAAAAGGAGAAAAUAAAAAUUUCACAAUUUUUUUUAAAAGUGCCCUCAUCGAUGUGAAUACCACCAUCAAAGAUUUAAAAACGUUUUUUGUCCUCAUCAACUUUUGCAUGCACUCCAGUGAUAUUAUAAAAUCGAAAAAUGAAAUAAAAUUAUGUGAAGCGUUGAAGGACAGUUUGCAGAAAAAGAUAGACGAGGUUAGGACCUACUUCGUGCAAAGGAACCUUGUGGUUGGUGCUCCAUCCGGGGGGGAACCCCCCAUGGGGAAUACUAACACCCUUCUAGAUGUCGCCCAAAUGGAUGCCCUCAAGGAAGAAUCCAUUUACGAGGAAAUCAUCAACGAGUAUGUUAACUACAUAGGAACUUUGCCGCAGAGGAGGUUCUCCUACCCGGUCGUCCCCAGGGGGGUGGACGGCUGCAAUGGGGAGGAGAUGUCUGCAGAGGAGAUUAUGGAGCAGAUCGGCCAUGCCGCCAACGGGCAGCGCCCACGGGGAGGCACCUCUGAUGAUGUACGCACCGACAACCAUCCGUUUGGUGACCGACCGAAUGGAAGCUACGCACGGCUGUUCGAGAAGACGGCCAACUUGGCGCUUAAGGCGAAGUACCCGCCCGGGGAGCCUGGCAUAGAACACAAGGAGACGCAGGACGAAUUCAUCGACGCAAAUGAAGAGGCGUCCUGCUCCAUCCAAAACAGUUUCGAGACCAUCGAUGAGGUUAAGAAGUUCAGCUCCCCCCUUGACGACCUCCUAGAUGUGGGCAGCGCGCCCAGGCUUGCCGCCGCCCGCAGCGACGAAACGGUUUUGCAGCACGGGGGGGGCGGCUCCACUCGCGGAGGAUGCAGCCGGGAAGAAGCCAUAGAAGAAGCCGUGGAGGAUGCCAAGGAGGAAGUCGCGCAGGCAUCCGCGCAGGCAGCCGCGGAAGAACCCGCCGAAGAGACCCCCCUUAGGGAAGACCCCCCCAACGGCGGCAGCGCAAAGCGAGACAGGCGAAACUCCCCGCGCAAGCUAACCGAACUGAACAUAAGCUCCAGCGAGGAAAGCCCCGAGGAGGGGGACCCCCCCUCAAGCAUGAACGACUUCGAGAGCGUCAGGGAUGCCGCCGAUUUCGACGACCACAGUAGCGGGGGCAGCGGGAGCAGCACACACAGCAACGACUCCACCGCCAUGGUGUUUAAGCGGCUAAAUCGGUUGAAGCGCACCAGCUACACCAACGUCGUUUCGAAGUGA